CUGCAGAUCCCGCAGAUAAGUUAUGCCUCAACUGCCCCGGAGCUGAGCGAUGACCGGCGGUAUGAUUUCUUCUCCCGUGUGGUUCCUCCGGAUUCCUUCCAAGCCCAGGCGAUGGUGGACAUUGUGAAGUUCAUGGGGUGGAAUUUUGUCACAACCCUGGCCUCUGAAGGAAGUUACGGCGAGAAAGGAGUGGAAGCUUUUAUCCAGAUUUCCAAAGAGGCAGGUGGACUUUGCAUCGCUCAGUCUGUUAAAAUCCCACACAACCUGAAAACAGAUGACUUUGAUAAAAUUAUCACGCAGCUUCUGGAAACGCCGAAAGCACGUGCCAUCAUCAUGUUUGCCAAUGACGAAGAUAUUAGGCAGAUUCUGGCUGCAACUAAAAGAGCCGGUAAAGUUGGUCAUUUCCUCUGGGUGGGCUCGGACAGCUGGGGUGCCAAAUCCAGCCCGGUGAUUCAGCAUGAAGAAGCUGCAGAGGGCGCCUUGACUAUCCUACCGAAAAGGGCCACCAUAGACGGAUUUGAUGUUUACUUCACUUCACGGACUCUGGAGAACAACCGUAGAAAUGUGUGGUUCGCCGAGUACUGGGAAGAAAAUUUCAACUGCAAGCUAACAAUGAGUGGCUCAAAGAAGGAAGACACAGAUCGUAAAUGCACAGGUCAAGAGCGGAUUGGAAAGGACUCCCAUUAUGAGCAGGAGGCGAAGGUGCAGUUUGUGAUUGAUGCAGUGUAUGCCAUAGCCUACGCUCUGCACAACAUGCACCAGGAUCUCUGUCCAGAGUAUUCAGGGGUCUGUCCUGAAAUGGAGCUUGCCGGAGGAAAGAAGCUACUGAAGUACAUCCGUGCCGUCAACUUUAAUGGCAGUGCAGGCACUUCUGUGGUGUUCAAUAAGAACGGGGAUGCACCGGGACGCUAUGACUUGUUUCAGUACCAGAUCACGAACACCAGCACACCAGGUUACAGACUGAUCGGCCAGUGGACAGACUACCUGCAACUCAAUGUGGAAGACAUCCAGUGGGCUGAAGGAAUACGAGAGAUCCCUAGCUCAGUGUGCAACCUCCCGUGCAAGGCUGGUGAGAGAAAGAAGAAGGUGAAAGGCAUGCCCUGCUGCUGGCACUGUGAGAAAUGUGUAGGGUACCAGUAUCAGGCUGACGAGACAUCAUGCAAGCUCUGCGACUACAACAUGCAUCCCAAUGAGAACCGCACUGGAUGCCAACCCAUACCUAUCAUAAAACUGGAGUGGCAUUCCCCUUGGGCUGUCAUCCCUGUCUUUUUGGCCAUGCUUGGGAUUAUUGCCACCAUCUUUGUCAUGGCUACCUUCAUUCGGUACAAUGAUACCCCGAUGGUGCGUGCCUGUGGGAGGGAGCUUAGCUAUGUCCUUCUAACUGGGAUAUUUCUUUGUUACAUCAUUACAUUCUUAAUGAUCGCCGAGCCGAAUAUAGCCGUAUGUUCUUUCAGACGUAUCUUUUUGGGACUGGGUAUGUGCAUCAGCUACGCAGCUUUGCUGACCAAGACCAACAGAAUCUUCCGCAUCUUCGAGCAGGGAAAGCAGUCUGUCACAGCGCCCAGGCUCAUCAGCCCCGCCUCACAGCUGGCCAUCACUUCCAGUCUCAUUUCAGUACAGCUUCUUGGAGUCUUAAUAUGGUUCGUGGUCGACCCGCCCAACAUCAUUACUGACUAUGACGAACAGAAAACGAUGAACCCUAACCAAGCAAGAGGCAUUCUCAAAUGUGACAUAACGGAUCUACAAAUUAUUUGCUCUCUGGGUUAUAGCAUUCUCCUAAUGGUAACUUGUACAGUUUACGCAAUCAAGACUCGUGGAGUUCCUGAAAACUUCAAUGAGGCCAAACCUAUCGGAUUCACAAUGUACACUACCUGUAUAGUUUGGCUUGCCUUCAUUCCAAUAUUUUUUGGCACAGCUCAAUCAGCAGAAAAGUUGUACAUUCAGACCACCACGCUCACCAUAUCUAUGAACUUAAGUGCUUCGGUGGCACUGGGGAUGCUCUACAUGCCGAAAGUGUAUAUCAUCAUAUUCCACCCCGAGCUGAACGUCCAGAAACGCAAGCGCAGCUUCAAAGCCGUGGUGACGGCUGCCACAAUGUCCUCCCGACUGUCGCACAAGACCAGCGAAAGGCCGAACGGAGAAGCCAAAACAGAGCUCUGUGAAAGCGUCAAUACAAACAGCCCCGCAGCUAAGAAAAAGUAUGUGAGCUACAAUGAGCUUGUCAUCUAGGCAGUACCAGCUACAGGAGAAGUGAGAACCAGACGUCUGGUCACCCGUCCCCUUGGCCUAGGCCUCAUCCUGUCCUGCACAGAGUUGCCAGGCCUUUGGAGGAGCUUGUUGGCCAGACUUCAUUUGCAGGUUCCAUAUUUUUUGGAGGACCCAAAUACGCUGACGAGUUACAUAAAGACAUCUUUCCUUAGUAAAAGUAAACAGGCCUCUUGGAUGACUGAGACAUUGGCAGUGAAAUAUCCUUGCAAGCUUGUGCCACCUCAAGAUACCAAGAGUUUAUUCACCUUCCUGGUGUUCUCCAGAAGCAUCGCAACAAAGAGACAACAGAGGAGCUAUUUUGUCUGUAAAUGUACUUCCAAACUGCAAGUUUUCCAACCUUUCUGUAAUGUUUGUGAGGUUUUUUGCAUUCUGUCAUUCUUUGUUGUGUGAAUUUCACUUUUUUGCUUCUUGGAUGCUCACGUUUUUUGAAGCCAUAUUCUUCUCUGAGGUGAGGUUUGUCGGUGGAUUUUCUUUUUUGUUUCUUGAAAAUGUAUAUUCCUUUUAUUUGUUUGCCAUGUUUGUGUUUCAUAUAUUUUACCAGAAAUUGGUGACCAUCAACUGUAUAUUGAAAAAAAAGAAAUCUCUUCCCAUAGUAUUUUUUAUUUUAACUGAAGUAAUUGAUGGUAUAACAGAUCUGAUUGAGGUGUUACAUGUUUGAAUUUGCUAAUGCAUGCCUGGUAUUUUUUGAUGUUUAAAAACAUUUUACAACACAGUUCAAAUAUCAGCCUGUUAAGAAUAGUAUUUUAUUUAUUUUUCUGGAUUUUCUUUCUUUUAAGAUAUUUUACACAGAGGGAAUAUGGCUUUAAUUAGUCUUGGAGUUUAUUAUUACCCCGUAACUAUGGAAAAUUGUGAAAAGGACUAAAAAAAGCAUGUGUGUUUUAUACUGUUUGUACUAAGUAUAUUUAUGUUGACCUUACUGCUUAUGUGCCAAUAUUGUGGGAGACAUUAAAGUUUUGCCACUCAUGCAAGUAUACAGUGAUAUUGUCCAAGAAUGUAUCUACAUAAAAUAAAACCAUUUGGUUAUCAUUUUUUAUUCCCUGCAACAAAUUGAUGGACAUGUUCCUUUUUUAUUGGUCUGACAAGGCACCAAAUUCAGAACCAACAGAAAUCUAGAAAUGAGACACCCUUUGAUAAUAUGACAGAACAGCAUUUAUUAAAUGUUGUCACUAGUAUUCAAUACACUUUGCUGAAAAACAUUUCAAUUUGAACCACAAAGGAUGUAGGACCAACAUCCUUAAGAGCUAGCCGACAAAACACAUGACAAAUCUAGUAGU
Messenger RNA from Polyodon spathula (Mississippi paddlefish), 3542 nucleotides. Its product is annotated as metabotropic glutamate receptor 7. The coding region runs from base 112 to 2229 and encodes 705 amino acids. Gene Ontology annotation, cellular component: membrane. NCBI's taxonomy places the organism in Eukaryota, Metazoa, Chordata, Actinopteri, Acipenseriformes, Polyodontidae. The record is from RefSeq and is a predicted model, not a curated record. The transcript is spliced from 9 exons. Gene Ontology annotation, molecular function: group III metabotropic glutamate receptor activity. Gene Ontology annotation, biological process: regulation of synaptic transmission, glutamatergic; G protein-coupled glutamate receptor signaling pathway.